UGUCUUCCAGUCCAUGGCGUUCUCUAGCCUCGAUCUCGAGCCCGUGGCGGAGAAAACGAGGUCUGAUGUUCCGCCACCAGUCAGUGCCGCCUUGGUCUCGGGAGCCACGCGGACUACUUUCAGAUAGGCUCCUCGGUAAAGCCGCACUCGAUUGAGCUGGCCUGUUUCCACAGUCGAGGAGGCGGGUUUGCCGCGGCCUCAGCAAGGCCACAGCCAGAUCUUCCUGCGCACGCGCACUAGACAACCGAUGGAGCCACAGAUGGAGCCGUCCGGAGGGGAGCAAGAGCCCAGAGCCGUCAGGCUCCUGGACCUGCCCUGGGAAGACGUGCUGCUCCCGCACGUCUUGAGCCGCGUCCCGCUGCGCCAGCUGCUCCGGCUGCAACGCGUCAGCCGGGCUUUCCGGGCGCUGGUGCAGCUGCACCUGGCCGGGCUGCGCCGCUUCGACGCGGCUCAGGUGGGGCCGCAGCUCCCGCGGGCCGCGCUGGCCUGGCUGCUGCGGGACGCCGAGGGGCUGCAGGAACUGGCGCUGGCGCCGUGUCACGAGUGGCUGGCGGACGAGGACCUGCUGCCGGUGCUGGCGCGGAACCCGCAGCUGCGGAGCGUGGCGCUGGCGGGCUGCGGGCAGCUGAGCCGCCGCGCGCUGGGGGCGCUGGCCCAGGGCUGCCCCCGCCUGCAGCGCCUGUCGCUCGCGCACUGCGACUGGGUGGACGGGCUGGCGCUGCGCGGCCUCGCCGACCGCUGCCCGGCGCUGGAGCAGCUGGACCUCACCGCCUGCCGCCAGCUCAAGGAUGAGGCCAUUGUGGACCUGGCCAGGAGGCGCGGGGCCGGCCUCCGCAGCCUUUCGCUGGCCGUCAACGCCAACGUGGGCGACGCCGCGGUCCAGGAGCUGGCUCGGAACUGCCCGCGGCUCCAGCACCUCGACCUGACCGGCUGCCUCCGCGUGGGGAGCGACGGCAUCAGGUGCGGGGUGCGGGCUGCAGGGCCGGGUCGGGCAGAGAUGACGCAGGGGGCAGUAGUAGGGUCACUGGAUCGUCCUGCUGGCAUGGCACCUCCACUCUUAAUAGGACACUGGCUGAGUACUGCCCAGCGCUGCGCUCUCUGCGGGUGCGGCACUGCCACCAUGUGGCCGAGCCCAGCCUGAGUCGCUUGCGGAAGCGUGGUGUAGACAUCGAUGUGGAGCCACCAACGCACCAGGCCCUGGUUUUGCUGCAGGACAUGGCGGGCUUCGCACCCUUUGUCAACUUGCAGGUUUGAGCAGCUCUCUGAUGGGCACAGCUGGACUGUGUGGAAACUGAACUGUGGGGGCCUCUGGUGCGAGGCCCAUGCCCUGCCCACCGUGGAGCUCUAAAUAAAGAGCUUUUUACCC
This is a messenger RNA of Erinaceus europaeus (western European hedgehog), 1366 nucleotides long. RefSeq names its product F-box and leucine rich repeat protein 15 (gene FBXL15). NCBI's taxonomy places the organism in Eukaryota, Metazoa, Chordata, Mammalia, Eulipotyphla, Erinaceidae. The record is from RefSeq and is a predicted model, not a curated record. Gene Ontology annotation, cellular component: SCF ubiquitin ligase complex. The transcript has 4 exons. Gene Ontology annotation, biological process: SCF-dependent proteasomal ubiquitin-dependent protein catabolic process. Gene Ontology annotation, molecular function: protein binding. The coding region runs from base 248 to 1141 and encodes 297 amino acids.